AAUGGCUAAAAAUUCAACAAAGUUUGGAAAGAAAUUUCUUAGGCCAACAAUUCUUGAUGAAAUUCAUAAAAUUUUUAAAAAAUAUCCAUAUGAUGGCGGUAUUUUAAAGGAAAUGAUUCAGAAUGCUGAAGAUGCUGGAGCUAAAAAUGUUAGCUUUAUUUUUGAUUGUAGAACAUUUGAACAAAAAUCAAACUACGAAACUGAUGGACAAGCUUCACUUCAACAACUUCAUUCCAUUGUUUCUUUUAAUGAUGCUUGUGUUACUGAAGAAGAUUGGAAAGGCAUACAAUCAAUUGGUAUUAGUAAUAAGGAUAAAAAAGCUUAUAAAGUUGGUAGAUUUGGUUUAGGAAUGAAAUCACUUUUUCAUUUAACAGACUGUAUACAAAUUAUAAGCGGAGAAGAUGUUGUAUAUCUUGAUCCUUUAUGCCAGCAUUUUGACAAUGAAAUUCAUCAUUAUAAUCUUCAAGAAAUGCUUUCCAAAUGUCCUGAAAAGAGGAGGGAGUUGGAGGAAGCUACCAAAUUAGUAGCUGAUUAUGAUAUUAAAUAUGAUCAAAAUUAUCCUUUUACAAUGUUUCGUUUACCAUUAAGAAAUCAACCAUCUGAAGUAUGCAAUCAAGUUCUUUGUGAUUCAGAUGUUUAUGAUUUAUUUGAUCAGUUUAUCAAAGAUGGAUCCAAUAAUUUAUUGUUUCUUAAACAUCUUCAAUCCAUCAAGCUGUAUCAACUUUCAGAUUCUGGAUCAGAACUACUUAGUAGUAUAGAAAUUGAGUUAUCUGAAAAUAUUGAAGAGCAAAGAUCAAUUUAUAGAGAAGGCCUGGAAAAUUCCAAAUCAUUUCAAAUAUGCUAUGAUCCAUGUUUCAUCAUUCGAAAUGGAGAAAAAAUGAAAAUUGAGAAAUAUCUAGUUGUAAUUCAACAAAAUUUUGAUAAUUGUGAAAUUAAAACACUAUCAGAAAAACUUCACUAUCAGCCUUGUAUGGGUUUAGCUGCUCCUCUUGAUAAUUCACUUUUAGAUAAAGGAUCAUUAUUCACCUUUCUUCCAUUUAGUAUAAAUGUAAAAUUUCCUAUUCAUAUUCAUGGUUAUUUCGCUUUAAACGAUAGUAGAUCUGGUCUACAAUUCUCAAAGACAAUGAAUGAUGAUGAUUCCCAGUGGAAUAUUUUAAUACUUAAAAAUCUAUUACCAAAUGUUUACAAUCAAUUAUUUAUUUCUUUAUCAAAAUUUAAAUCAGUCGAUGAAAUUGUUAAAUUCUUUCCACCGAAAUCUUUGAAUGACCCUUUCUGGUCAAUAUGUUCAAAUGAAAUAAGCUCUGUGCUGCUUGAUUGUGAAUUCGUAUCGGGAUCAUUGAAAAAAACACAACCAAAAGAUACUAAAUUUAUUGUUGAUGGCCACUACGCUAAAUUCAAAAUUGAAAUUCUGAAAGUGUCAAAUAUAAAUUUUGUUGUUCUUAAAAGAGAAACUCUACAGAUAUUGCAAACUUUUUUUACAGAUUGUUUCGAACAUGAAGUUGAAAUAAGAAAUGUAAUUCUUUACUUACAGGAAAAGAAAUCUUGGAAAACUAUUAUUUCAACUGAAACAAAGCUUGGAAUUCUUGAAUAUCUGUUAGAAUCAAAUUUAGAUGUCUCAAAUAUGGAACUUAUUCCCAUAGAACAUCCAGAAUGUAAGAUAUCUUUCAGGACAUUUGACAGUAGUUGUUAUUGUAGUGACAUCUAUUAUCCAUCAAACAACUUGAAUGUAAUAUUGAAUGGCAUGGGAAUUGAUUUUAUUGCCAGAAAUUCUUUAACAGAUAAAUGUAAAGGACUAAUUGAAAAAAUGGCCUUAAAACAGAUGUUUCAACUAACGGUAAUGGAACUGUCUACCUUUCUAUCACAUGUAGAGAAAGUGACUCUUAAAGAAAACUUUCAAAAUUCUGAUUGGCUUAAAAUAUUCAUCAACUAUAUAUUAAAUGAAAAUGCUAGUAUCAUUGCAGGAAAAUUUGAUCAUCUGCCUCUGUUAAGACUAACAACAAAUGGAAAAGAUUAUAAGAGCUUCCCAGUGAAAAAUCUUCCAGCAAUUUUUGACAAACAAGUAAAAAAGAAAGACGAAAAAAAGAUUUUACAAACAUUUGGUAUGAUUUUGGUUAGAAAUGUUUCAAAGGUAUCUGCACCUUUUUUAACCAUAAGAGAAUCAAAUAACAAGCAUAUAAUAUUCAAUAAUGUUUGUGAAGAAUUAUUUCAAAAUCUAUUCUCCAGUGAUUUUUUAAACACUGGUCAGCAUUUAUCAAAUUUAUUUGAUCAAAUGGAAUAUCCAACUGCAAUGGAUUUAUUAAACUAUCUUCAUUUAAAUGUUAAAAGUAUUGAAAGAUUAUCUGCAAAGGUUCAAACUCAUUGGAAAGAACUAAAAAUUUUUCCCUUAUGCUCUAGUAGUUUAAGUAAAUUUGAAAAUGAUCUAUGUAAAAUUGGUUUAAAGUCAACUCUAAGUGAAGAAAUUUUGAUUAAAUUUUUUGAAUAUGUUAUUAGAAAUAAUGACUUUGCUUUAAGUAGAAUUCUUCAAAAUUACAUCAUUGAAAAGAAUAUAACAAUUCAAUCAGAAUUGAAGUGGAUAAGCAAUAUUGAAAGUCAUCUUAAAGUGUAUCCAAAUGGGAUUGAUUGGUUUGGUAAAAAGAAAUGUUUAUACGAUCGACAUUCCGUUUUUAGUGACAAUCUGUCAUUGUUGGUUGGAGGUGUACAACCAGUUAUUCCUAACAAACUGUAUCAUUUGUUAAAAUGUGAUUCCACAUUGUCAAAGGGUAUUGUAAAAAACCAAUUUUGGAAUAUUCAGUCACAAAUACAUCGAGUAAGUGGUAAAGAUAUGGAAAAAGCUGAAAGAAUAAUUAAAAUGCUUUAUAAUCAAAUCAAUUUGUAUGAAGAUUGGGUGUCCGAAUUCAAAAAUCAACAAUGUGCCUGGACAGGAAAAGAGUUUGUUCAUCCUUCAAAAAUCAUUCUUAAUAAUAGAAAUAUUCAAAUAGAACCUUAUAGAUUCUAUCUUCCUAAUAACUUUAUAGAAUUUAAAGAGUUCUAUUCAAAAUGUGGAGCCAAAGAAGACAUGGAUUGUAUAAAUGUGCUGUUGGAAAUUAGUGUAAACCCUCCUUCAACCUGUAAAAAUGGUAUUAGCAUAUGUUCAGAUAUUUUGAACUCUAUUCAAGAUGCUAAUUCUCAUGAAUUAAAGAAUAUAAUGAUUCCAGUAGAAAGAACAAAUUCAUCUACCUUUUCUAUGAAACCACUGAGCAUGUGUACCCAAGCAGCUGCUUCACGAUUUACUGGAAAAGAUGACGAUUGCUAUAUCAUUGAAUUUGAUGAGAAUAGAUUCAGUUAUAUAAUUCAUAAUCAACUAACACUUAGCCAGGAUACAAUAAAAAUCCUGGAUAUUCGGACCAUUAAUGAAUCGUUAUUGGAAUUUGAAGAUUGGACUCAAUCUGAAAAUUUAUGUCGUAGAUUGAAACAAUUGAUUUCAGAAUACAAAGAUGGAAUUGGUCCAAUUAAAGAGCUUAUACAAAAUGCUGAUGAUGCUAGAGCAACAACAGUCAAAAUUCUGUUGGAUGAAAGAUCUUCAUCGGUUGAAGACGAAAGUAAAUAUUUCAUUGGUCCAUCCAUUUGGGUCUACAAUGAUGGAUUAUUCAGUGAAAGUGAUUUUGAUGCAAUAAAAUCUAUUAAUUCUGGUCAUAAAGAGUUAAAAAAGUCAACAAUUGGAAAAUUUGGUAUUGGAUUUAAUUCUGUAUAUCAUUACACAGAAACACCAUCAUUUAUAUCGGGUAACAGCUACGUUAGAUUUGAUCCCCAUGCUCAAUACUCUGGAAGCCUUUCAAAGCAACAAAGAGGAGGUUAUCGAAUAAAAUUGAAUGAAUCCAAAUUAAAACCAUUAAAGAGAUUAUUGUCACCUUUCGAAGGAAUAUUUAAUUGUAAAGUACCAUCUGAAUCUAGGUUUGAUGGAACGCUAUACAAGCUUCAAUUGAGGAGUGACGAACAAGCUUUUAAAUCUUUAAUUUCUAAAAACUCCUACAAUUCCGAAGAUAUAAAAGAAUUAAUAAACAUUGUACUUGAAUUAUCCAGUGAUCUUCUCAUAUUUACUCAAUGUAUAUGCGAAUUUCAAAUGUUUCAUAUAAAUUCUUCAGGAGACCAAAAGGAAAUUAUUAGUGUGAAAAAAACACUUCACGAUGCACUUGAUGCCAAAUCUCUUCAAAUUGAAAAUAUACCAAAAUGUUUAAAGGAACAGGAAGAAUAUAUAAAAGUAAUACAACAUACAAGUAUCCUAUUUGAUCCCAAUGAAUCACAGACAGUUGUUAUUAUAAAAAUAGAUAAGAAGGUGGGUUCAGCUUUUCAAUAUUUGAAUGAUGGCUCCGAGAUCAAUCAAUCGUAUCUUUGGCUUAUUGGACAAGUAAAAAUUACAAAUAUGUUACAAGAAUUGGAGAAAAGAGGAAAUAUAGCUAUUGGAGGAGUUGCAAUGAGUUUAACAAAGAAUAUUUCGCGCAAUAAUUCUUUAUUUUGUUUCCUUCCACUUCCAAUUUCUUCGCAUCUUCCUUUUCAUUUGAAUGGGUCAUUUGCAGUAUCUCAUGACCGAAGAAACAUUAUUAGAGAUAGUAAAGGAGAUAAACAUUUACUUGAACACGAAUGGAACAGUUUACUCUUUGAAAGAGUAAUUACAUCAGCUCUUAUAGAUACCUUUUUUGCACUGAGAACAAUCAUUGGGAAUGAUGAAUGUUACUGGUACAGUCUAUUCCCAACAUUAAAUAGUUCUACUGAUCAAUUCAUUGAAAAGCUCAUAAAAAAUUUUUAUAGAGAAAUGAUUAAAUCUUCUAAUCAUUGGUUUAUGUAUCAGAUGAAAUGGUUUGAGUCAAACAAUAUACUAUUCUUAAGCGAGGAACUUUAUAAAAUGGAACAAUUUGAAAAUAUUGAUAUACAUUCUAUUGCAUUUGAUCUUUUUCAAUUGCCAUUUCCUAAAAUACCUUCAAAUUUACGAAAUACUAUUGAAGAAUGCGAGAAAGAUUUUUUUAGGAAAAGAAUAAUUGAUACUGAAACAUUUUAUUCAAAUAUUGUUGCGAGGAGCGAUUCGAUUAAUUGCCAACAUUUUGAUUUAAUCAUUAGAAAUGGACUUAAACUUUUCCAUUCAAAGAUAAAUCAUAUAUUGAAACAAGCAAAGUGUAUUAGAACAAAACCAAAUGGCGUUUUAAAAUUACCUGGAGAAGUUGUUUUUGAAAAUUCUAAAUUAUCAUCUCUCUUCGAUUUUGAAGAGAAUCGAUUUUGUGAAUGGAACAAAGAAGAUAUUGAGAGUUUGAAAAAUGAACUUUCUUCCAUUGGGAUGAUAUCUUCUCAAUUGACUGUACAACAGAUUAUUGAAAGGUGCAAGGUACUUGAAAAGCAUAGAAAAGAUAAGAACUUUAUUGAUAGAGGACAUUUGAUAUGUUCAGUUAUUGAAGAAAUGACUGCCUCGGGGACAAAUAUGUUGGAUGAACAACUUGAAAAUCUAAGCAAUAUUUCAUUCAUACCAAUAAAAGUAAAACCAGAAAAUUGGAUAUUAGACUGGCAUGAUGAUGGUGUCACUUAUUUAUAUUCUCCUAAGGCAACUAGAAAAUGUGAUUUUCGAUUGGUAGCCUUUGUAAAACCAUCUGUUAAUAACUUAAGGAAAUCAUUAUCAAUCAUAUGGAAAGUUUUCAAUAUUAAAGAGCCAACUACUGAAGAAGUGUUGGAUAAUGUCAAGAUUCUUCAAAAUAUAAUUUUUCUGAACAAGUAA
Dimorphilus gyrociliatus is the source of this 5737-nucleotide messenger RNA. Lineage: Eukaryota; Metazoa; Annelida; Polychaeta; Dinophilidae. The record is from the annotation of a GenBank genome assembly.